AUGGCGCCUUCAAAGCGUAAGGGGAAUGCCCGUUCUCGGAAGGCAUCUCCUGCCGCCGCAUCGACAUCGUCGACAAGGUCCAGCUCGCGUUCGACGGUGAAGUCCGCUCCCACUGCCCAGAGCACGCCGGACUCACCUCCUCCCACACCAAGAGAUGUGGAAGAUGAUGGGUACUUCGAUUCGGAUGAGGAAGAGGGUUCUUUGAAUCGCAUAGGUAGAGUCCCCCUCAGCUGGUACGACAACGAGGGUCACAUCGGUUACACGGUAGAAGGUCAGAAGCUUGCUAAGGAGCUGGAUUCUACAGAGAUAGGGAAGCUACUAUUUCAGUCGGACAACCCCGACGCCUGGCGUACGAUUAUUGACGUCCGCAAUAACCGUACGGUGCGCCUCACCGACGAGGAUCUGAAGCUAAUAAGCCGUAUCCGGAAGGGUAUGUACCCCAGGGAUAACUACAACCAGGAGGACCUUUACAUUGAUUUCGGCAAUGAAGAUGCCAUACACCCCGUGUCUAAUAAGCCUCCGAAGAAGGCCAACUUCAUGCCCUCCAAAUUUGAGGCCGCCAAGAUCAGGAGACUGGUGAAGCUGAUUAAGAGCGGCAAGUUGGUUGUCAAAACCGAGCCUGAUGAGCCUCCGGAGGAGCCCAUUGAGGAUAUUUGGUUGGACUGCAUCUAUCAGGUGGAUCCGAAGACAGCGAGGCGUGGUCAUCAUCAUGAAAUCAGAGCACCCAAGGCGCCUCUCCCAACCCACAGUGAAUCGUACAACCCACCUGAAGAGUACCUAUUAGACGAGCAGGAAACCAAAGAGUGGCUUGAGACGGAACCGGAGGAUCGCAAAAUGGAUUAUCUGCCUCAAAAAUUCGACUGCUUGCGCAAGGUUGGAUCCUACGAGAACCUCAUUGUAGAGCGAUACCGUCGCUGUAUGCAACUGUACUUGUGUCCGAGGGCAGUUAAGCUGAAGAUGAAUGUUAACCCGGAGACCCUUUACCCCAAGCUGCCUGAUAUUGACACUUUGGGACCCUUCCCCACUACUAUAUCAGUCGAAUUCCGCGUUUCUGACACGCGCAAAGUCUCCGUGGACUGCACGGGAAGAUGGAUCGCGCUUGCAUCGGUGGACGCUAUUCACAUAUGCAGCGUUCUGAAUGGCCGAGUAUUCGACCGUGUCGAGGGGUUAGAAAAGAUUUACGACAUCUGCUGGCACCCACGGUACCCAAUCCUCAUCGUGUCUCAUGGCAGCACGAUGUCUUUCAUUGCGGUUGAGCUGCCGAAUCUGAAGCCGAUAUCCGACGAUCAGCCCAGCUCGCGCAAGAAGGCUACCGAUACCGAAGAUAAGAGCGCAUAUGAAAAGGCUCUGGAGAUGAUAGGCUUGACAAACGCAUCGGCUGGCUGGAGAUCCGUGCGUUUCGGCAAGAAUGAAGCACUGUCAGUGGACCACGUCGACGAGCUCCACCGCGUAUCGGUUCACCCGCAGGGUAACUACGUGGUCGGAGUCUCUCCUCAUAGUCGCGAAUCCGGCAACCAAUGCGUGAUCUAUUGUCUCACCAAAAAGACGUUCAUUCGGGUCGGCAACAAGAUGAACAACAAUGCAAUUCGCUUGGCCAUGUUCCACCCGUUGGAACCCAAACUAAUCUUGGGUCUAAGGAAGGGCGUUCGUUUCUACAACCUGAAAAUUAAGAACGAGAAGCUGGACAGCGAAGGCGAGAAACUCACUGGCGUGGACUUGCCGGUUUCGAUGCACCUGAACAGAGGCGCACAGAUUUUAGCAGUGGCAGACGAAAAUGGUAGUGUGGUUCUGUUCGACUUGAACGUAGGCAUGUACCCAUACAAAAAGUUCCAGUUCAAGGGAGAGCAGAUUGUAAAGGUGGAAUUCCACCCUUCCCUGCCGCUGCUGCUGGUGGCGUCAUCUGCUGGAGUUGUUCAUUUGAUUCACGUCAGCGUGCCAGACGACCUUUCAAAGGACCCUGUGAUUGUGCCGCUCAAGGACCUGAAGACAUUCGCCAUUGCUGAUGCCAAGUGGCACAUUAAUGAACCGUGGAUUUUCACAUCGGGUUCACGUGAAGGCCUAAUGUGGGUGUGA
Messenger RNA from Babesia ovata, 2073 nucleotides. RefSeq names its product Ribosome biogenesis protein. NCBI's taxonomy places the organism in Eukaryota, Apicomplexa, Aconoidasida, Piroplasmida, Babesiidae. The record is from RefSeq and is a predicted model, not a curated record. The coding region runs from base 1 to 2073 and encodes 690 amino acids. Gene Ontology annotation, cellular component: preribosome, large subunit precursor; PeBoW complex. Gene Ontology annotation, biological process: maturation of LSU-rRNA from tricistronic rRNA transcript (SSU-rRNA, 5.8S rRNA, LSU-rRNA); ribosome biogenesis. Gene Ontology annotation, molecular function: protein binding; ribonucleoprotein complex binding. The transcript has 9 exons.